AUGUCGCUCCUAGGGACAAUAAACUCCAACGUCACCGGCACACAAGACGUGCAGGAAUCACAUGUCGCCCACAUGGAGGCUCGCCGCCAUGAUCCCACGGACAGCGUGAGCACUGAUGACACUGCUAAUGAGAAGGGCGAGAUUGGCAGCGAGGAAUACGGCGAGGUUGAGGUCACCCGUCUGGCCCGGCAACUCACCCGUCAAUCAACACGUUUCUCCAUCUCAACCCACAAUGCAGAGAAUCCCUUCAUUGAAGUUCACGAGGACUCAACUCUCAACCCCAGCAGUGAGAACUUCAAGGCCAGAGAUUGGAUGAAGAACCUACUUGCCAUCCAAUCCCGCGACCCAGAACGAUACCCGAAGCGUCAGGCUGGACUAGCAUUCAGAAACCUCAGUGUGCACGGAUUUGGCAGUCCUACGGAUUAUCAAAAGGAUGUGGCCAACUCCGUUCUGGAAAUUGGGGCCUUGUUCCGCAAGAUCGCCGGCACUGGCAAGCAGAAGAUUCAGAUCCUCGACAAUUUCGAUGGUCUCAUUAAAAGCGGCGAGAUGCUGGUCGUUCUCGGCCGUCCUGGAUCUGGCUGUUCGACUUUCUUGAAGACCAUUGCAGGAGAGAUGAACGGUAUCUUCAAGGAUGCCAACUCUCACAUGAACUACCAAGGAAUAUCCGAUAAGCAGAUGCGCAACCAGUUCCGUGGUGAGGCCAUCUACACUGCCGAAACCGACGUGCAUUUCCCUCAGCUUUCUGUCGGAGAUACCUUGAAGUUUGCUGCUAUGGCUCGUGCCCCACGCAACCGCUUGCCGGGCGUCACUCGCGAUCAAUACGCAGAGCACAUGCGUGACGUCGUCAUGGCCAUGCUUGGUCUGUCGCACACUAUCAAUACUCAGGUCGGUAACGAUUUCAUCCGUGGUGUUUCUGGUGGUGAGCGGAAGCGUGUUAGUAUCGCCGAGGCCACCCUCUGCGGCAGCCCUCUCCAAUGUUGGGAUAACAGUACCCGUGGUUUGGACAGUGCCAAUGCCCUGGAGUUCUGUAAGACAUUGGGCUUGAUGUCUAAGUACUCGGGUACCACCUGUGCGGUUGCUAUCUAUCAGGCGUCCCAAAGUGCCUACGAUGUCUUCGACAAAGUGACUGUGCUAUACGAGGGCAGACAGAUCUACUUUGGCCGCACCACUGAGGCUAAGGAAUUCUUCACCACCAUGGGCUUUGAGUGUCCCGAACGCCAGACGACCGCCGAUUUCUUGACCUCUCUUACGAGCCCCGCUGAGCGAAUCGUCAAGCCUGGCUUUGAGAGCAGGGUUCCCCGUACCCCCGAUGAGUUCGCCACUGCUUGGAAAAACAGUGCCGCGUACAAGACGCUUCAAAAGGAGAUCGCCGAGUAUGAUCAGCAGUACCCUCUUGGUGGCGAGUCCCUCGACAAGUUUAUUGAGUCUCGCAAGGCAAUGCAGUCUAAGGGUCAGCGUGUCAAGUCUCCAUACACCCUAUCUGUUACCGAGCAGGUCCAACUCUGUGUCACACGUGGUUUCCAGCGUCUAAAGGGUGACUCCAGUUUGAGUGUGUCCGCCUUGAUUGGAAACACGAUUAUGGCAUUGAUCAUCGGUUCGGUUUUCUUCCAGUUGGAUGACGACGUGACCAGUUUCUACUCUCGUGGUGCCCUUCUCUUCUUCUCUGUUCUGCUCAACGCCUUCUCCAGUGCCCUGGAGAUCCUAACUCUUUACGCGCAACGCCCUAUUGUCGAAAAGCAAGCUCGCUACGCCAUGUAUCAUCCGUUCGCCGAAGCGAUCUCGUCAAUGCUCUGCGACAUGCCGUAUAAGAUCACCAACGCCAUCACUUUCAACAUCACACUCUAUUUCAUGACUGGUCUUCGCCAAACCCCCGGCGCCUUCUUCACUUUCAUUCUCUUCUCUUUCAUGACUACCCUGACCAUGUCUAUGGUUUUCCGUACCAUCGCUUCUUACUCCCGUACCCUGUCUCAGGCUCUGGUCCCUGCCGCUAUCCUUAUCCUUGGUCUGGUCAUCUACACUGGUUUCACUAUUCCAACCCGCAAUAUGCUUGGUUGGUCUCGCUGGAUGAACUACAUUGACCCAAUUGCUUAUGGCUUCGAGAGCUUGAUCGUCAAUGAGUUCCACGGUCGCAAUUUCCCCUGUCUGCCUAAAUCUUUCAUCCCGGUGGGACCCUCAUACAUGGAUGUCGACCCACUUAGCAAGAUCUGCUCGGCAAAAGGAGCCGUCGCUGGCCAGAACUUCAUUUCCGGCGAGGACUACUACACUGCAAGCUUUGAGUACUCCAACAGCCAUAAGUGGAGGAACCUGGGAAUUAUGUUUGCGUUCAUGAUCUUCUUCAUGGCUACCUAUCUCAUCGGCACUGAGUACAUCUCCGAGUCAAAGUCCAAGGGUGAGGUUCUGCUUUUUCGUCGCGGUCACGCCCCCAAGCACUCUAGCAACUCCGAGGAUGACGUCGAGCAGACUCAGUCCGUGUCCGCUGCCGAAAAGAAGGAUGGCGCUAGCUCCAAUGGCGAAGAAACGACUGCCGCUAUCCAGAGACAAACUGCUAUCUUCCAAUGGCAAGACGUCUGUUACGAUAUCCACAUCAAGAAAGAGGAACGCCGCAUUCUCGACCACGUUGAUGGCUGGGUUAAGCCUGGUACCUGCACUGCUCUCAUGGGGGUUUCUGGAGCCGGUAAAACCACUCUUUUGGAUGUGCUUGCCACGCGUGUGACAAUGGGUGUUGUUUCUGGUGAAAUGUUGGUUGAUGGUCGUCCUCGCGACCAAUCUUUCCAGCGAAAGACUGGCUACGUCCAACAACAGGAUCUGCAUCUCCAUACUACCACCGUCCGCGAGGCACUCCGAUUCAGUGCUGUUCUCCGUCAACCGCGUCACGUUCCACACCAGGAGAAACUCGACUACGUUGAGGAAGUGAUCAAACUGCUUGGAAUGGAACACUAUGCGGAUGCCAUUGUCGGUGUUCCUGGUGAAGGUCUCAACGUCGAACAGCGUAAGCGACUCACUAUCGGUGUCGAGCUAGCUGCCAAGCCGCAGCUGCUUCUCUUCCUAGACGAGCCCACUUCCGGUCUUGAUAGUCAGACGUCUUGGUCUAUCUUAGAUCUUAUUGACACCUUGACCAAGCACGGUCAGGCUAUUCUCUGCACUAUUCACCAGCCCUCUGCCAUGCUCUUCCAGCGGUUUGAUCGUCUCUUGUUCCUCGCUAAGGGUGGUAGAACCGUCUAUUUCGGAGAAAUCGGCGAAAAGUCCUCGACGCUUUCUAGCUACUUCGAACGAAACGGUGCACCUAAGCUUUCUUCCGACGCCAACCCUGCCGAGUGGAUGCUUGAGGUAAUUGGAGCUGCCCCAGGAACCCACAGCGAGAUUGACUGGCCUGCUGUGUGGCGCGAUAGCCCUGAGCGCCAGGAGGUCCACAAUCACCUUGCUGAGCUCAAGUCCAACCUUUCUCUGAAGCCCGUUGCCACAAACGAUAACGACCCAACCGGAUUUAACGAAUUUGCCGCACCUUUCACUGUCCAACUCUGGGAAUGUCUUGUCCGUGUGUUCAGUCAGUACUGGCGAACUCCAGUCUAUAUCUACUCUAAGAUGGCGCUCUGCACCCUCACAGCGCUUUACGUUGGCUUCUCUUUCUUCCACGCCCAGAACAGUAUACAAGGACUCCAGAACCAGAUGUUCAGUGUCUUCAUGUUGAUGACAGUCUUUGGUAACUUGGUACAACAAAUCAUGCCGCACUUCGUCACCCAGCGCUCCCUUUACGAAGUCCGCGAACGCCCCUCGAAAUCAUACUCUUGGCAAGCCUUUAUGGCGGCAAACAUCAUCGUCGAACUCCCCUGGAACGCCCUCAUGUCCGUCCUCAUCUUCGUCUGCUGGUACUACCCCAUCGGACUUCAACGCAACACCAGUCCCGAUGACCUCCACGAGCGUGGCGCUCUGAUGUGGCUCCUCGUCUUGACCUUCAUGCUCUUCACUUCCACCUUCGCCCACAUGAUGAUUGCCGGCAUCGAGCUCGCAGAAACAGGAGGCAACAUCGCCAACCUGCUCUUCUCCCUUUGUCUGAUCUUCUGUGGUGUCCUCGCCACCCCCGGCACAAUGCCCCGCUUCUGGAUCUUCAUGUAUCGUGUCUCGCCAUUCACCUACCUAGUCUCUGCAAUGCUGUCAACUGGCACAUCCGGCGCCGACGUCACCUGCGAGGCUGUCGAGAUGCUCCACUUUGAGCCCCCUAAGGGCAAGACCUGUGGCGCAUAUAUGCAGGAUUUCAUCGGAACACCCACCCAGCCCGGAAGUGGCGGUUAUCUCCAGGACUACAACGCCACGAGCGACUGCGCUUUCUGCAGUGUCGAUAAAACCGAUACUUUCCUCCUGGGCGUGAGCAGUUCUUACAGCGAUGCGUGGCGCAACUUCGGCCUCAUGUGGGUGUUUAUCAUGUUCAACAUUUGUGCUGCUGUCGGUAUCUACUGGCUUGCUCGUGUGCCCAAGGCACCGCGCAGCAAGAAGACCAAGACUGCUUGA
Penicillium coprophilum is the source of this 4506-nucleotide messenger RNA. Its product is annotated as pleiotropic drug resistance family ABC transporter. The record is from RefSeq and is a predicted model, not a curated record. Gene Ontology annotation, cellular component: membrane. The transcript has a single exon. Bases 1 to 4506 code for a protein of 1501 amino acids. Lineage: Eukaryota; Fungi; Ascomycota; Eurotiomycetes; Eurotiales; Aspergillaceae. Gene Ontology annotation, biological process: transmembrane transport. Gene Ontology annotation, molecular function: ATP hydrolysis activity; ABC-type transporter activity; ATP binding.